GCUAUCCCUUGCUUCCCUGUCAAUCGCAUAAAUAUGUCUGACUUUUGGUUAACGGAGCAUAUCCGCCACCUGGUGGUGCAACCCGCAGACGCACGUCUCAACCCACCCGAAGGCUACCUGUUUGUUCAGGAUGGUCUUAUCAUCUCCUGCGGGGUAUUAUACGCCCUUUUAUACGUAUUCGGUAUGAUGCGAGCUGUUAAGGAUGGCGUUCUGCCGGGAUCACUUAAGUACCUAUCUUUGACUUUGGCGUAUGAAUUAUACUACGCCUUUGCAACAACAACCACACGGAUAGAGAGAAUAUGCUUUCUGGCCUGGUUCCAGCUAGAUCUCACGUUCGUUCUUAUUGCUCUCUGGCGCGUCUAUGGCCCUGAUCAAAGGAAGCGUAUUGCCGCGGAGAUGUUUGUAUAUUGCGUCACAGCUCUAGCAGGGUUGAGGUACCUGUGCUCUCUCUACCCAGACGACCGCGAGCAAGUUACAGCGUAUUGGACGGGCAUCCUCUUGCAGCUCCCGGCGGGGUGGGUGUAUGCGUAUGGACUGGUUAAACAUCGCUCCCUACUGGGCCAUUCCCUCGAGAUUUGGCUUGUUCGAUAUCUAGGCUGCUUCACGGCUUAUGGCCUGUUCAUCUGGAGAUAUCUCAAUGUCCCCAGGAACUGGGAAUAUGUAGGGUCGUUUUGGAGCAUCGCGAUCAUUGUUGUCACUCUUAUUCCGGAGACGGUGUACCCAUUCCUAUACAUUUGGGUAUUCAAUCAGAACAAAAGCAAAGUAAAGACGGGUUAGACGUGGCGGGUCAUUGGAGAGAGAUAGAAAUUUGCAUGUACAAACAAGAUUUCGAGCAAGGAUAUUUAGAGUCGAUGCUUCUUCAUCUUACUACAAUGCACUGUUUUCUCAGAGG
Molecule: messenger RNA, 892 nt
Organism: Aspergillus versicolor CBS 583.65
Lineage: Eukaryota; Fungi; Ascomycota; Eurotiomycetes; Eurotiales; Aspergillaceae
Exons: 3
Coding region: 34-777 (247 amino acids)
Molecular function (GO): lyase activity
Source: RefSeq, a predicted model, not a curated record